AUGAGUGACAUAGGAAAUCCUAUCGUGCUUGCAGAAUCAUUCGAAGAUAAUGAGGAAACUUUCGUUAAUAAUGAGGAAAUUACCGAAAAUAAUGAGUGUACUGCGUUAGAAGAAGAGAGUGAUCUUGUCCCUAAGGUUGGAAUGAAGUUUAAUGAGGAGAAAGACGUUUUUGAAUUUUACAAAAGAUAUGCUUACGAUGUGGGUUUUCCUGUUAAAAGAAGGAGUUUGAGGACGGGUGAUGACGGCGUUCUAAGGUUAUAUCGAUGCAACAGACAAUUAAGUGAACAUGUCAAGCGACAGCUUGAAGUUAAUGAUAUAGCUGGAAUUCCAUUACAUAAAAGUUAUAACUCAGCUGUUGUUGAAGCUGGUGGAUAUGAGAACCAGACGUUUGUGGAAAAGGAUUGUAGAAAUUACAUUGAUCAGGUGAGGAGGUUAAGACUUGGUGAAGGAGAUGCUGCUGCUAUUCAAGCUUAUUUUUCGAAGAUGCAAGCCUUUUGUCCGGGUUUUUACUUCAGUGUGGAUUUGGAUGAAGAUGGCAGAUUGAAGAAUGUCUUUUGGGCUGAUAAUAGGUGUAGACAAGCAUUUAAGGAAUUCGGCGAUGUUGUCACAUUUGACACCACAUACUUAACCAAUAGAUACGACAUGCCGUUUGCUCCAUUCGUUGGUGUAAAUCACCAUGGACAAUCGACACUGUUUGGAUGUGGUAUUAUUUCCAACGAGGACACCAGGACUUUUGUGUGGUUGUUUAGGACAUGGCUUGAGUGUAUGGAAGAUCAGGGACCUAGUCCUGAAGAAUUCGAGCAGAACUGGAAUAUCUUCAUUGAGAAAUAUGCACUGCAUGACAAUGAUUGGUUGUCUGGACUUUACAAAGAAUGA
Messenger RNA from Diospyros lotus (date-plum), 876 nucleotides. Its product is annotated as protein FAR1-RELATED SEQUENCE 5-like. Lineage: Eukaryota; Viridiplantae; Streptophyta; Magnoliopsida; Ericales; Ebenaceae. The record is from RefSeq and is a predicted model, not a curated record. The coding region runs from base 1 to 876 and encodes 291 amino acids. The transcript is spliced from 4 exons.